Molecule: messenger RNA, 1728 nt
Organism: Mycotypha africana
Lineage: Eukaryota; Fungi; Mucoromycota; Mucoromycetes; Mucorales; Mycotyphaceae
Exons: 8
Coding region: 1-1728 (575 amino acids)
Source: RefSeq, a predicted model, not a curated record
AUGAAUAAUAUAAAACACAUCAAAGAAAAGCCUUCCUUUUGGAAAAAGCUAGGCUUAGGAAAGGUGAGCCAUAAAAAAUCAGAAGUAGAUCAGACAUCUGUCAAGAGCAAAAAGUUGAGCCAUGCACCCUCCCUACAACAGCUGUCUUCUUCUUCUUCACCACCCGCUCCUACACCCAUCUCUACCUAUUCCACCACCUUCAUUUCACGGUAUGAGCAGCAAACACCGCCCAUGCCUGCUGUACCACGCAAAAGCAGUCUAAAGCAUGCUGUUACGAUCAAAAGCACCACGACGCCUCCUGCGCUUCCUGUGAUGGGACAACAGCAAGGAAAGGACGACAGUGAUUCCGAAAACGAAAGACUGAAUGCACGUAUCAUCACCAGCGAGCAGCCUCAGGUUACACCGCUCACCACCCUCAAGCCUGUUGCUCGUACAAAAUCAUCGCUCUCCUCCACUUCCGCUGCUACCACAACCACUACAACUACCACGCCACCUUCCACGACCACCUCUACCGUCACUCCUUCCACCACCUCCUCUGUAUCACAUGAUGAUAAUAAAAAAAGAAACCAUAAACACAAAAAACAAAGACAACCACUGCAGCCUGUUGACAACCUUGGGCCACUCAAGACAACCAUGGCCGUCAUGACCCACGACAAGGACACCCCAACCGCAGGAAAAGAACAGGAAGAAGAAGAAGAAGAACAAGAAGGAAAAAUCAUGGCUUCCUUUGUGAUGAUUGAAAAUGACACAACAAAGACAGUGCCAACAACAACAACAACAACACCCACGGAGCGAAAAAGCCAUCCAGAAGAAGAAAAACAUCAAGAAGGCCGAAACAAAGACAAUGACGGUCUGUGGCAAAUCAUCGCUCACUUGAGAAAAGAGUUAGAAAAUGAAAAAGCAACGGUCCAAGCACUACAAAAGCAGAAAGAGGCCGUGGCAAAAGAUUUGGAUUACUUUGAAAUGACCGUCGAUGAAUUAUAUGCUGAAAAAACGCAGUUAACUCAGCAGCUGGAGGACGAAAAGGCCAAAAGUCAAGGUCAUUUGGAAGAAUUGAAUAUCGUAUUAGAGAAAAUGAAAUCAAACGCAGAUAAUGCAAGAGACAAAUCAUUUGCAUUGGAUCAAGUGAACCUAGAACUCAAGAAAGCGCAAGAGGAGAAUAAGGAUGUGCACCAACAAAUAAAAAAGAAAGACAAAUCACUUUCGGAACUAAAAAAACAAUUAAAAAAAUCGCAAGAACACACUGAACGUCUGAAAGAGACAAACGACAGUUUGAAUAAGGAAUUGCUCGAAUGGAAGGAUCAAUAUGGUCUCCUUCAAAAAGAAACAGAAAUCCUUAAAGCACAAUUGGAGCAACAACAACAAAAGCAGCAGCUAGAGCAGCAGCAGCAAGAGCAGCAGCCUGCGACCGCAUCAGAAGUUCAACACUUGGAAAUUGAACCUGACCAAAGACAAAAUUUUGCAAUUCAUGGCCUUGACAUACCAACCACACGUACGCCAAAGAAAUCGAAACUGCUACAGAAGAAUAAAAAGAACGCAUCAGCAACACCAAAAGAUCAGAACGAUGCGUUAGAUAACGAGCUAGACAAGCUACUGAAAGAGAAAGAAAAGAUACCUUUGUCUGGAGGUGGUCAUCAAUCUCGUCGACGCAAAGAAGAGUUGGAAGAAAUGCUAGACCAAGUAGAUUCACAAUUAAGUAGAGUAAAGCAAAAACUCAAACGAUCGUAA